Messenger RNA from Zea mays, 318 nucleotides. Lineage: Eukaryota; Viridiplantae; Streptophyta; Magnoliopsida; Poales; Poaceae. The record is from the annotation of a RefSeq genome assembly.
AUGGCAGGAAUCCAAAAGAUACUGUUUUUUCUUUUUCUUGUCUUUUUUCUGCUUUUUCAUGGCAUCGAAGCUACGCGAGGGAAAGCGAUGCUGCCCACUCUGCCGCAAAAGGGGGCGGCUUUCUUCUUCCCCAAAAUGACAGUUCCACCAUCACAGCAUGCAGCAAAAUUCUGUGGAGAGGCUGCACAGCAAAGCGCCUUGUGCCAUCCGGCGCUAAUCUUCUACAUCACUAGGUUAGCGGGACCUGAAGAAAGACUAAGUCCGUCUGUCGAAAGCUCAGUUGUUGGUUUGGUGAUACUAGUGCUUUCUAGUGUUUGA